This is a messenger RNA of Coturnix japonica (Japanese quail), 3131 nucleotides long. The record is from RefSeq and is a predicted model, not a curated record. Lineage: Eukaryota; Metazoa; Chordata; Aves; Galliformes; Phasianidae.
UAAAAGCAGCAGCAGGCGGUGCUCGGCUGCAGGAGAGCUGCUGGAGGGAGGCUGGAGUCAGCACCGCGUCCCCUCACCGACAGCCAGAGUGAGUGCCAGGGGCUGAGGUAUUUCGGGUGGAGGUGGGGUAAGUGAAGCAUCUCCCAGUGCUGCCGGUAGGCAUGCAGGGGGAAAGGGUUGGAGAUGGGGGCUGCAUGCAGGAGGGAAGAAGUGAUGGGUUUCAAGUGGAGGACAAAGGGGUUCUGUGGGAUCCCCACACAGCCAAGAGAAUAGGCAUGAAGCAGUAAGGGCAGCACUUAGAGCUGCUGUCCUCCCACUGACUGUGGGGCAGGGGCUGUGCACAGCAUGUGGAUAUGGAACCGAGCCCCAGGGAGGGAACCCUGCAAGCUGUGUACAGGGCAGGGACAGGGAUGUUACUGCUGUGCAAGGAGGCACGAUGCUGCUCCAUCAUCAUCAUGCUGUGAGCUAUGGGAGGGCUGUGCCCCCGCACUGUGUUCCCUGGGGUCUCAGUGUCGGGCUGUCCCCAGGCAUCCCACCUCAGAGCUGCAAUGGUGAUGCUGGCCGGUCUGAAACCCAUCCUGCUCCCACUGGUGCUGGUGCUGUGCCAGGCGGCUCCCAGCACACAGGAGCCGCAAGAGGUGCAGCUGCGGCUGGCAGGGCCCCGGGGACCGGCCGGGGAGGGUCGUCUGGAGGUGCUGUACCAGGGCCGCUGGGGCACCGUGUGUGACGAUGGCUUCGACUUCCACGUGGCCACCGUCGCCUGCCGGCAGCUGGGCUACACUGCAGCCAUCACCUGGACCCACAGUGCUACUUACGGCCAGGGGGAAGGUCCCAUCUGGUUAGACAAUGUGCAGUGUGGGGGCAAUGAGGUCUCCCUGGCUGAUUGUGCCCACAAUGGCUGGGGCACGAGUGACUGCCACCAUGGUGAGGAUGCCGGUGUGGUGUGCUCAGGGCAGCGUCUACACGGUGACUCUAAUUUGAUAUCUGCCCCUGCUGCACUGGGAGAGGGGCCAGGGCUGAGCUUGGAGGAGGUGCGGAUCAAACCCAUCCUGGCACGGGCUAAGCUGAGCAUGCCAGUGAUGGAAGGAGCGGUGGAGGUGAAGUACAAUGGGCGCUGGAGGCAGGUGUGUGAUGCUGGCUGGACCCAGAAUAACAGCCGUGUAGUGUGUGGGACACUGGGCUUCCCCCGCGAGAAGCGUGUCGACACCACCUUCUACAGGAAGCUCUGGAACAUGAAGCUGAAGGACCCCAGCUCCAGCCUGAGGAACCUGAGCCAGAAGAGCAGUUUCUGGGUGCACCGUGUGGAGUGCCAGGGCACAGAGCCCCACCUGUCACACUGCCCCACGCAGCUGGCUCCCCCAGCCCCCAGACAGCACGCCUGUCCCCGCGGCAUGCAUGCAGUUGUCAGCUGUGUGCCUGGCCCUGCCUUCCAGCAGAAGAAGAACAGGGGCGAGAAACCUCCCCGCAAAGCCUCUCUAGGAAAGGGUCUUCCCGUGCGCCUGCGAGCAGGUGCUCACGCUGGUGAGGGCCGGGUGGAGGUGCUGCGCCAUGGGCAGUGGGGCACCGUGUGUGGCCGGCGCUGGGACCUGGCAGCAGCCAGCGUGGUGUGUCGGCAGCUGGGUUAUGGCACGGCCAAGCAGGCGCUGCUGGGAGCACAGAUGGGUCAAGGCCUGGGGCCAAUCCACAUGAGUGAGGUGCGCUGCAUCGGCCAUGAGCGCUCCCUGGGUGAGUGCCACUUCCAGGACGGUGAGCAGAGUGGGUGCCGCCAUGAGGACGACGCGGCUGUCCGCUGCCACGUGCCCCAUAUGGACUUCCAGAGCCAGGUGCGCCUGGCUGGGGGCCGCAGCCCUGAGGAGGGUGUUGUGGAGGUGCUGGUACCAGUGCAGGGCAGGCUGCAGUGGGGCGCGGUGUGUGGAGCUCAGUGGGGGCUCAACGAAGCCAUGGUGGUCUGCAGGCAGCUGGGGUUGGGCUUUGCCAGCCAUGCCCUACAGGAGACCUGGUAUUGGGCAGGCAGCCCUGAUGCCUCGCAGGUGCUGAUGAGUGGGGUGCACUGCACAGGCACAGAGCUGGCCCUGCAGCAGUGCCAGCGCCACGGCCCCGUGCACUGCCCCAGUGGUGGGGGACGCUUCUCGGCAGGGGUCAGUUGUACCACCCAUGCCCCGGACCUGGUGAUGAACGCCCAGCUGGUGCAGGAGACAGCUUACCUAGAGGAUCGUCCAUUGGGGCUGCUGUACUGCGCCCAUGAGGAGCGCUGCCUGUCCCGCUCUGCUGACACCAUGCAGUGGCCCUACGGCCACCGCCGCCUGCUCCGCUUCUCCUCCCAGAUCCACAACCUGGGCAGAGCUGAUUUCCGACCCCGGAUGGGACGGCAUGCCUGGACCUGGCACCAAUGCCACCGGCACUACCACAGCAUGGAGGUCUUCACCCACUACGACAUCCUGACUCUCAAUGGCACCAAGGUGGCUGAGGGCCACAAAGCCAGCUUCUGCCUGGAGGACACCAACUGCCCUGAGGGGCUGCAGCGUCGCUUUGCCUGCGCCAACUUUGGGGAGCAGGGGGUGAGUGUGGGCUGCUGGGACACCUACCGGCACGACAUUGACUGCCAGUGGAUUGACAUCACCGAUGUGCCACCAGGCAGCUACACCUUCCAGGUGGUGGUGAACCCCAAGCACGAAGUGGCUGAGUCAGAUUUCUCCAACAAUGUGCUGCGGUGCCAGUGCAAGUACGAUGGGCAGCGCGUCUGGAUGCAUGGCUGUCACACAAGUGAUGCCUAUGGUGCUGACGUGGUGAGUGAGAUGGAGCGGCGUGAGCGCCUGGCCAACAACCUGGUGUAAGACUCCGUCUCACCCCACACUCAUGGGCACCCCAGCCCCUGCCCUGGCUGCAGCAGCACCUGCCUGAGCUCAGGGACUUGAUGCCUGCCCUAUUUAUUUCUGCUACCAUGGAGGAUGGAGAUGAGCAUCAUGGCUGGUGCAGGGGCCAAGCCCCAUGCUGCCGGGGGGACCCCAGCUCCAGUGCUCUGGUGCCCCCACCGGACAACUACCUCAGCCUGCCUGGCCCCAGGCACUGCCACCCAUGCACCGCCGCCCAUGCACCAGUUAUGUCUUCAAUAAAGGUGCUGUGCAAUGGGA